This is a messenger RNA of Zootermopsis nevadensis, 5371 nucleotides long. RefSeq names its product twinfilin actin binding protein (gene twf). Gene Ontology annotation, biological process: actin filament depolymerization; barbed-end actin filament capping; positive regulation of neuron projection development. Gene Ontology annotation, molecular function: actin filament binding; actin monomer binding. Lineage: Eukaryota; Metazoa; Arthropoda; Insecta; Blattodea; Termopsidae. Gene Ontology annotation, cellular component: cytoplasm; actin filament; myofibril. The record is from RefSeq and is a predicted model, not a curated record.
UCGAAAACAGUAUGUCUUCAUAGAUUUUGGAAGCCGUACCCAUAUAUGUGUGUGUGUAAAUGAAAUCGAAGUGAAGUUGCCAUAUGUAGUAAGAGCAGUAAUUGAGUCGAUUGUAAAGUGCUGUGGUCAGUCGCAUGGUGAAAUGAGGUGUCGAUGGUGGUGAUCCGAGAACUAAAUCUGGUGGAGUCGUGUUGUGUUAGGGUGUACUGUAGAUUGGCAGGGUAUUUUAGUUAUUUCAUUGGCGUUGGAAUUUAUAGAAUGUCACAUCAGACCGGAAUACGUGCCAACGAUGCUCUCAAAAAGUUCUUUGGGAAAUGCCGUGGCGGAAAUGUGCGUGUAUUUAAAGUGUCUAUUGUAAAUGAGGAACUUGCCUUGUCUUCAUUCAAGGAAGCUUCUGGUACAUGGGAAGAGGAUUAUGACAGUUUGGUAACACCACUGAUUGAGGAUGAACAGCCUUCUUAUAUCUUAUACAGACUAGAUUCCAAGAAUACAUCGGGGUAUGAAUGGUUGCUGAUCAGCUGGUCACCAGAUAACUCUGCUGUAAGACAGAAAAUGUUAUAUGCAUCAACAAAGGCAACACUGAAGCAGGAAUUUGGCAGUGGGCAGAUAAAAGAAGAGCUUCAUGCCACUACACCUGAUGAUGUUACUUUAAGUGGUUUUCGCCGGCAUAAACGGGCUGCUGGAGCUCCGGCGCCCCUUACUUCAGCAGAGGAAGAGCUUGCUGAGUUGCGGCGCACUGAAGUCGGUGUCGGAGUUAGUAUUGACUCCAGACAUCAGACUCUGUCUGGUGUGGCAUUUCCUUUAACUGGGAAUGCAUGGAAAGCAAUAGAAGCAUUGGCAGCUCAGAAGUAUAAUUAUGUUCAACUGAGAAUAGAUGUAAAUGAAGAGAAAAUCCAUCUAGCAGAUGCUGGAGAUAUCAGCACCGACAAAUUGUCGCAGAAGAUUCCAUCUGAUUGUGCUAGGUACCAUCUGUACAACUUUAAGCAUAUACAUGAAGGAGACUACAUAGAAGCUAUUGUAUUUAUCUACUCCAUGCCUGGCUAUUCGUGCUCGGUCAAAGAACGAAUGCUGUAUUCAAGCUGCAAGGCUCCUCUUCUAGAGUCCAUUGAAACACAAAUUGGCCUACCAAUAAUAAAGAAGUUGGAAAUUGACUGUGGUGAAGAGAUAACAGAAGCAUUUCUUCAAGAUGAAAUUCAUCCCAAGAAGAAUCUCCACCGUCCGAAAUUUGCGAAGCCUAAAGGACCACCAAACAGAGGAGCCAAGCGCCUCACAAGACCCCAAGAAAGUUCAGGAAAUGUGUAGUCAAUAAUGAAUGAAUGUUUUAACUUUAGUAAACAUUAAGAAAUAAAGGAGAUAAAAGAAAAUUGAAGUACAUUUGACGCCUAAGACAAACCGUCACAACUUAGUGUGAUUUGAGUUUUACAAAUUAUAUAAAUAAAACAAUUGCUCCAAACACAAAUUACAUAUAAAUUUAUUUUACUAUGAUAUUUGCAGUGUUGGACUUCCCAUCAAAUAGAACAGAAGCAACACUCGUCAGAGAAUAAAAUUAUUGUAUUUACCUGUGUAUAUGCUACCCUCACAUAUUGUUUCCAUCCAGAUUUCAUUAUAGAAAUAUAUUUCUGUUUAGCCUUCUGCAAAAGAUGUGGCACAUUUUUAUUAAGAUACAAAUUAAUUACUGCACUUCCACUGAAAAUGAACAAUAAGAAGUAUGAUUGGAAGUUAUCACGUUGAUAUGAGUAUGGACAGCAGUGCAAUCUUUUGACUGUAUAUCAGUGUUUCAGAGGUACUUAAUACCUCUAUCUUCAGGGCAGAAGUCAGUAGCAUUAGGAAGAGAAUGGUUUAUGAGUUUACAACGAGGUAUCUGGCCAUGUGGAUUGGCUGUCAGAGCCAUCUGAUGAGAAGGGAAGAUCAAGCUGUUUCAGGGAACCAGAGGGAAAGUAAGAAGACAAUUAAUUUUUGUUCUCGGAGAGAAUUUGAUCCCAUUGAAAAACUUACUAGGGGUUGUUGCCAGUGUAACAAGACAUUCUUAUUGUUUAUAUCUAUUUUCUACUUCCAUUUUUAUGAAAGUGUUCACUUCAUCACAUUUGUUAUAUUUAUCUCAUGUAAACACCUUGUAUUUGUUGUGAAAACUAACCGUGUAGGCCUAAAAUGUUCUGAAAUGGUUCAUUCUAAAAAUUGUAAGACAAAAUAUUAUACAAAACUUUAGAUAUUCUAUUCUAUUUCUGUUAAAAAAAAAAUUUGCAUCAUACUCAAUUUCUGCAACUGUUUAUGGCUGCAACAUUUAUAGUACAAAUAACAAGCCGUCUGUUGUCAUACUUACAGUAAGAUAUUUUGGACUGCAAAUUUGGAUUAUAAAGUGUAACAUAUACACAGGUAAAGACAUGGAGGAAUUUUAUAUAUAUAUAUAUAUAUAUAAAACUAAAUUUUUUGUUACUAGUUACUUCAAAAUUCUUGUAAUGGAAAAUAUAGUGUAUGAAAAUUAUAGUUGUCUUAAAACUUGUAAUGAUUAUGUGCUGUGAAGCUCCUUUAUUUCCAAGUACUAUUAUAAUCACACACUAGAAACAUCCAAAUGUGACUAUAAAAAUAAAAACUAGUCAAACUAGUUCUGUUAUGUAUGCUUGAGGAUGCUUGGAAAACUGUACAGUUGUAUUCUUAUAUAUAACAGAAAAACCCAACAGGCCUAAAUACUACUGAUCGCCCGCAAGAUGUCGGUUGCAGGGAAUGCUGUCACAUGGGGCAGUGCUAGUUCAGUAACGAGAACAAGGACGGAAGGAUGUGAGAACUUGAAAAUGCUACGCAAGCAAAGCAGCAUUUCUGUUUCAACUCAUCUGACAAGGAACUACUAUCGCUGCACACAGAAUUGAUUUUCCCUACUGUGUUUCUAAUUCACUCCGUAACUUCCGACAAAUUAGCAGUCAGCAGUAAACAUAAAUCUUGUGUCAUAACAAAAUCUGUUACUCCGUUGUACUAUAGCCACACUUGCCAGAAAUUACGAAAAGUUCUGUUAAUGUCAGUUUUACAAUUCCUUUUCUUCCAUUAUAAACAUUACAUGAAUGAAUUAUUAAAAUGGUUGUUGAGGGAUGACCUUUUAAAUAGAUUCAAUAAAUUAUCCAAAUAACCUUUACCUGUAAAGAAGGAAAAAAGUAGUUUUAAUUAUAAAUACAUGCACGUACUGCAGCACUUUCAUUCAAAAUCAUAUGAUAGCAGAUUUGUACGAAACCAUACAGAAUAUCAGACUUUAUUUUAGCCCAUAUUGUACACCGUAUUUUCUGACGUACAAAAUGCAAAAUGAUUCAAUAUUUACUCAUAAUGGUGGGGAACACAUAUCAGUAGAGCACAAGAAAAUAUUACUAAAUAUUAAUACUUACUUAAUAUUUCAGUAAAGUAUUAUUUUUUGCUCUGUUAUAGAUUUGCAUCAUCUCUUCUCACAGCACACUGAAAUAACAAAAUAAAUAAUGGUCCUUAUUUUGACUUUCCACAUUUUGUGAAUUUACUUACAUCACAAUCCUUAAGCAUAAAAUACACAGGGUACUUUCUGGAGGCAUUUGUUAAGUGAAAAAUGUGUCUUAUCCUAUCAAAUAAGGACUAUGCUUCACUUUAGCCCCUUUUAUGCAUUGUGGGAAAAUUAUAUGUAAGCAUAAUUUAUAUUUAAAAACUAGAUUCCAUGUAGUUAUACGCUGCAAAACUUUCUAAAGUGGCUUCUUUUUCAUUACAGCACAUAUUUAAAUUUAGUUUUCAGCACAAGAUGAACAAAAGUGUGUUUACAUAUUUGAAUAAACCCAUUUUAUGUGUAACGACUCUGUAGGUUACAGUUUUUUUUUAACAUCUUCUGUCCUUCCUUAUUGUGCUUGAAUAUUUUAUUUGUCUCAGUUGAGCUUAUCUGCGUGUGAGUAAAACUGACAGUGUAAAGUAAAUGAUACAAUAUUUGUCUGUUCCUAAAUGUUUCUCCCUUCACGAAUAUUUAAAUGUGAUGGAACAUAACUUCCUCCAUCACUCCAUCUCAGAGGAGUUCACUGUGGCUUUUAUUACAUUUUUCACAAACCAAUAAUCAAUUCCUAACCUAAAUUAUAUAAAAAAAUUGCACUUCAUAUAAUUUCUGCCAUAUUACCAUAUUUAGAUUAGCUAUAGUUCUACCAGCAGAUUAUUACAAAAAAUGAGAAGACUGCUUCUAAUUAGUGUGUGAUAUAUACUUAUAUUCACUGUAAAAUGUAUCUAGGAUUUUAGAUUACUUGUAUUUGUACAUGAAAUGUAAUUUUGGGGACAAAAUAUGGAAUUUAUACUGAUAUUUGUACUGUUGUCUUGUCAUUACUACUAGUAUACAUACAAAAGUGUUUUAUUAUAAUCUGGACUAUGUAAUGGCUUCCAAUUUUUAUCUGAAUGCAUCGGUAUUUCAAAGACAAUAUAGCUAUUGUUUAGACUUUAGUGUACUAUUACAAGUUUUGACAGUUGCAAGAAUCAGAACAAGAAGCAAUUCAAUUGUCAAAAUUACUGUUGGGAGGUGGGAUUAAUAUUGUGUAAUAUUUGUGCAGUUACAAAAUUUAAUGUAUCUGCCAGCUGUUUUAACAUAAAAGUAUGCAUGUGUGAUUUUAUGCAGCAAUUUUUAUGUGAAAUUUUAGGCCUAUGAAGUGUGAGUUUAAUAUGCUUGUGAAGUGUCUAUAAAUAAGUGAAUUAAUUGGAUAGGAAAGUACAAGAGAGAAUAUGAGUAAUAUAUAAAAACUUAUCUUGUUUUUCAAUUCAGACUGCAAUAUUUCUGCUUUCUGUUAAAUUUCAAACUAAAACUACCGAGUCUCCAUCACACAAUAAUAGCCUCAAUUUGACAGGGACCUCCAGUUACUGAACUGUUUUUAAAAUGAACCCCUCUAUGUAAUUAAUCUAAAGGAAAAUACCUAUUUCAGUUUAACACAGUGAAUUCUUUUCAUAUGAAGAAACAUUUUCUGAAGAUAAAGGACAGUGGUCAAGUUUUACAUAUUUUUUUAUUUCCAGUGACUAGAUGUCAUACGCAUAGCACAUGUCAAAAUACUAGAAUAGCAUGCUGGUUUGGAAAAAGCAAAAUUACAUUUAUCAAGACAGAUCAUAUGUAACGUAACUCUUACCCUUCAACUGUUGAAGAUACUUCAUUGUUAAUUUUAUAUGUGAACUGUACAUUUUAACUCGAGCGUCAAGUUCUGGAAACUUCAGUAAAGAUAUUAAUUUGUGACUUUUGUAGUUAGAAGAAUUUUUGUUUUAUAAGCAUAAGCAAUAGGGCAUAUAAUAUGGAUGCUGUUAGUAUUACGGCAAUGGUAAAUGCUUCCUUCAUUUGUUUUCCAGCUGUACAUUUGAGAUGUGACAAAGUUCCAGUAUUAAAGCAAUAAAACAUUUUAUUUAAAACUAA